Puccinia triticina is the source of this 1179-nucleotide messenger RNA. RefSeq lists its product as uncharacterized. The coding region runs from base 1 to 1179 and encodes 392 amino acids. NCBI's taxonomy places the organism in Eukaryota, Fungi, Basidiomycota, Pucciniomycetes, Pucciniales, Pucciniaceae. Gene Ontology annotation, molecular function: aspartic-type endopeptidase activity. The record is from RefSeq and is a predicted model, not a curated record. The transcript has 7 exons. Gene Ontology annotation, biological process: proteolysis.
AUGCUCACUUCAACUCGUUCUACCGCAACACCGCACCUGAAAGGAUGCCCAGCAUCUGUCUUUUGUAUCUUGGUACUUUUCCUUUCUUUCAACGCUUGUCUCGGUGAUUCUACCUCGCAGAAGAAGAAAAUCAAGACUUCAAUUCCCAUCGUCAACGAAAAACACCUAUACACUAUACCUGUAGGAUUCGGAUCGCCGCCAGAGUAUCACAGCCUUGGAAUAGCCACCGGGUCUGCCAACACGUACACCGGAAGCGUUGUACAAUACAAACAGACCGAAUCAACAUAUGAUCUUCAUCAACAGCUAUUCAUUCCUUACGGAUUCGGGAACGCUACCGGAAAACUCGUGACAGAUACUAUUACCCUUGGCGAGUCCGAAUAUAGUGUUAAAUUGACUAACACGACCGUUGGCAAUGUUACAAAGCUUGUGGGGUUCGAAGGUUUUGAUGGAUUGUUGGGACUUGGUUUAUCUUCCGAAUCUUACCCACGGAACGAGGAAAACAUCGGACAGCUACUGACCCCGACUGGGUUGAUGUAUGACCGCGGACUGUUGGAGAAAGUAAUGUUCGGGAUAUCAUUUAUGCCAACCCGUAAAGAGCAUGAUCCCAAUGGAAUUCUCACAAUUGGUGGAGUAGAUUCCAGCAGAUUCGUUGGCGACCUUACCUGGUACCCUUGUGGCUCUUACCGCACUUGGGACUGGUCCGCUUCCAUUUCUUAUGGUGAAGAUGAGUUAUCCGGAAAAAGUAUCAUGGGAGCCUUCGAUACAAGUUACACCAACACACCAGCUUUGCCAAGAGACUUAUUCGAUAAAUACGUUCUUUCGAUCCCGGGAGCGCUUUGGGAUGACUCGUGGUUAUCUUUAAACCCAUCCGGAUCUAUCAACAAGUAUAUGCUCAAGAUCCCCAGCUCUUCGGUCGCGGAGAUGGAAGAUUUGUGCUUCACUGCCAAGGAUGUUCGUUGGUGUCUAUGUCCAGAGGCUCAAUUGGUACCCGACGGUGUAAUCACCGAUGGCGAGCCUGGCUAUCGAUAUGGCUACGUCAGCCCACUCCAAACCACUGUCAACCAAGAAGCCAAAUUCAUUUUGGGUAUGAAAGCUAUGGAACGCUUCUAUGUGGCUUUCGAUUUAGCGAACUAUCGGGUCGGUCUCGCUCAAACUGAAUGGACGAACUCUACAUUCUAA